AGCUCAUUUUUUUUUUUUUUUUUCCCCCUUGUUUUGAAACCGAAACAUGGAAGCGCCCGAGUUUCCGCCCGUCGCCGCCGAGAACGACACGGCCAUGAUGCAAAUCAUCGACGAUGACUAUCAGUUCAUCGAGUCCCUGCCCGCCGCCAUGCGCAAGUGGAAGUUUGUCGACCGUGGCUUUGACUUUAACGUGGUCUCGAUUCUAGGCAGCCAGAGCUCUGGCAAGAGCACGUUGCUGAACUUGCUGUUUGGAACAACAUUCCCUGAAAUGGAUGCGCAUAUUGGCCGUCAGCAGACAACGCGAGGACUCUGGAUUGCCCCCUGCCACGAAGCUGCCGCGCUUGUCAUGGAUGUCGAAGGCACUGACAGCAAGGAGCGCGGCGAACUUCACAUGAACUUUGAGCGAAAGAGCGCACUGUUCUCGCUGGCGCUGUCAGAGGUGCUGAUGGUCAACAUGUGGUCGAACGAUGUUGGUCGGUACCAGGCCUCAAACUAUGGCCUGCUCAAGAACGUGCUGGACUUGCACUUGCAGCUCUUCCAAGAAGAAGGGUGCCGCACACUUCUGCUCUUUGUUUUGCGCGAUCAUUCCAAGAGGAUGACCACCGCAGAGCUGUUGACCGGCAGCCUUCGCAAGGAUAUGGAGAACAUCUGGAGCGACCUUGUGAAGCCGGAAAAGUUCAAAAACUCCUCAGUGACGGACUUUUUCGACCUCGAGUUUGCAGUUUUGCCCCACAAGGAGUAUGCAGAAGAUGAGUUUCUGCAGUGCGUCGGAGACUUGCGAAAGCGCUUUGAAGACAAGUCCGGGGAAGGCAUCUUCAAGCGAGACUACAAGAAGAACAUUCCCGCUGACGGCUUCAACGCCUAUGCUUCCAAGAUUUGGGAAACCAUCAUGAGCAACAAAGAUGUCGACAUUCCGACGCAAAAGGAAAUGCUGGCAACUUACCGCUGCGAGGAAAUCUCUGACGAAGUCUAUCAACCCGUUGGUGAACAGUUUGCUGUUUGGCGAGCUGCUGUGGCAAGCGGGCAGCUGGUGCCAAACUUUGGCAAGCGCGCCCAAGAGCUCAUUGACGGCGCGCUGGCCAAGUACGACAGUCCCGCUUCGCGUUAUGUUGCGCAAGUCCGCAACAAGAAGCGUCACAUGCUCGAGUCCCGCAUGAUGACAGAUGCGUCGAGUCUUUACCAAAUUCAACUCGACAGUCUGAGCACCUCGACCACGGCAGAGUUCAAGCGCCAGAUGAAGGCUUUCUCUUCUCUUUCGGCUCUCGACGCUGCCCAGCAGUUUGGCCGUGCCGUGACCAGCGUUCGCGAUCAAUGUCUGAGCACGUUUGCCGAGAAGGCUGCGGAGGCCCGAAUGCCUGCUGCUUCCUGGUCAUUCGAUGACGCUCAGGCCUCGCUUUCGACAAUGUUGAACGAUGAGGUUGCCGCUCUUCGUUCCACGACCGUCAAGCUCAUGACUGAAGGCUUCAAGGAUGUCCUCGCUGAAUCUUUGGGCGAGCUUGUUGCCGAGCAAAUCAACCGCUCUGGCGACGGCAUGUGGGAUGUCAUCCGAUCUGCGCUUGAAGAAAACGUGCAAAACGCCUGCUCUACCGUGCUGAGCAAGUGCGCACAUGGAUUGGAUGCGUCUGACCAAGAAAUUUCAGAUUGGACGAAUGCUGUUCGUGCCGCUGCUGUCGGUUGUGUCAAGGAGAAGAUGACCGAAUCGAUUCGAUUCCUUCCGCUUAAAAUGGUCAAACGGUUUGAAAGCACCUUCAAAUUUGAUGCCAACAGAAUCCCUCGCGUGUGGACGGCUGAUACGGAUGUGACAGCGCUCUUCAUGGAGGCUCGCAAGCAGGGCGAGACUUUGCUGGAGUUGUACUCCCAUUUGCGCCUGUCCGACGACUUUGCAGCAGAUCCUGCAGCAGUCAUUCUCGCUGCCUCGCGCGUUGCCGAUAUCAAGGAUCAGUACGAAUCAGACAUCCAGCCGAUCUUCAAGGAAACGCUGGAAAUCCAACGUCGCAACAACGCCGAAUUCCGCAUCCCCCUCUGGGUUUACCCAGUCAUUCUGUUCUUGGGCUUCAACGAGCUGAUUCUUGUUCUGACGUCUCCGCUCCUCCUCAUCUCGUGCCUGCUCCUGGGAGUGGUUGUUGCCGCAGUCCACAUCAGUGGACAGCAAAACGCUGUGGGCUUUGUCGUCAAGACCUUGCUGCAACAGCUCCAGCAGCUGGUUGGAAAUAUGGCUGGUGGAGCCAACGCGGAAGGUGGCGCCCCCCGUCGUUCCAUGAGUUCGGCCGCGGACGGCAAAGAGAAGCUGCACUAAACCUGACGACUCUUUGUUCGCUUCUCGCUCUGUUGACUGGCAUGGCACGUUUGAAUAUGUGGUUGAAUGCGAAGUAUAUAAACAAAUUUUUGCACACGGAGCAA
Messenger RNA from Capsaspora owczarzaki ATCC 30864, 2400 nucleotides. RefSeq lists its product as hypothetical. Gene Ontology annotation, cellular component: endoplasmic reticulum. Gene Ontology annotation, biological process: endoplasmic reticulum membrane fusion. The coding region runs from base 47 to 2296 and encodes 749 amino acids. Gene Ontology annotation, molecular function: GTP binding; GTPase activity. NCBI's taxonomy places the organism in Eukaryota, Filasterea, Ministeriida, Capsasporidae. The record is from RefSeq and is a predicted model, not a curated record. The transcript has 15 exons.